This is a messenger RNA of Microplitis mediator, 3055 nucleotides long. Its product is annotated as CYFIP-related Rac1 interactor B. Bases 353 to 1330 code for a protein of 325 amino acids. Gene Ontology annotation, molecular function: small GTPase binding. Gene Ontology annotation, biological process: regulation of actin filament polymerization. The transcript has 7 exons. Lineage: Eukaryota; Metazoa; Arthropoda; Insecta; Hymenoptera; Braconidae. The record is from RefSeq and is a predicted model, not a curated record.
AUAAGGGAAUCACGCGCUAGUAUCGUAAUCAGCAACCCCUCAUUCGCAUCACAAUCAUGGUGACGCUUGCUUGAAACGGAAGUGGUCGUUACACUUGUUGACUAAUUUCUUUUUGUUUAGUAAAUCGUUUUUUUUUUAACAUGUGACUCAAAGAGUUUUGGGCACCAGCCUGUGUCAAUCUUUUGAAAGGGUUUGAGACAUAUUUCUGGGUUUAUUCAUUUUUUGAGUACACGAGUAAUUUAACUCACCCUCUGAUUACUGCGCGUGUGCACUGCAUUAUAUAAAUAUUUUCAAGAUGCUAUUCAAGGCAUAAAUUUUCUGACAAAAAGCACAAAGCUGAGGGAUUUUCACUAUGGGAAAACUCCUCAGUCUUUUGGCUCGUGACGAGUCGACCUGCUGUACUCCGCAAAAAUAUGACGUCUUCCUGGAUUUCGAGAACGCUCAACCAUCCGAAAAUGAAAGAGAUACAUUUGAAGCCGUACAACGAGUUUUAAAAAAUUCUGAAUCUAUUUUAGAAGAGAUUCAGUGCUACAAAGGUGCUGGUAAGGAAAUUCGAGAAGCAAUUUCUAUUCCUACACAAGAAUGCCAGCGCAAGGCGUACCUGACUGUCGUACCUCUUGUGGCUAAACUGAAAAGAUUCUAUGAAUUUUCUUUAGAACUUGAACGUGUUGUGCCAGAAAUUUUGGGUCAAUUAUGCUCUGGGAAUCUAUCACCUAUGCAACAUCUUGAAACUCAGCAAGCACUUGUAAAACAAUUCGCAGAAAUUCUUGAAUUUGUCUUCAAAUUCGAUGAACAUAAAAUGAAAACACCAGCAAUUCAAAAUGACUUCAGUUAUUAUCGUAGAACGUUAACAAAAGCCAAAGACAAUCCAGAGAAUGAAUUAAUUGUAGGCAAUGAACUGGCCAACCGCAUGUCCUUAUUUUAUGCCCACGCCACACCCAUGCUUCACGUCUUAAGUCACGCUACUAUAACUUUCUUGAUGGAGAGGGAAGACAUACCACGAGAGAAUAUUACAGAGACCUUGGGGACAAUGGCAAAAGUUUGUUUAAGGAUGUUAGAAAAUUCAAAUCUAUUGGCCCAAUUUCAACGAGAAGAAACACAGUUAUUUGUUUUACGAGUAAUGGUUGGGCUAGUUAUCCUUUACGAUCAUGUUCAUCCACAAGGUGUUUUCUUUAAAGGCUCUAACGUUGAUGUAAAAGGGUGUGUAAAACUUUUAAAAGACCAACCGUCUUGCAAAAGCGAGGGUUUAUUGAAUGCUUUAAAAUAUACAACAAAACAUCUCAAUGAAGAAAAUACACCAAAAAAUAUAAAAAAUCUUCUAGCAGCAUGAUUAUCAAAGCAACGUGGUUGUUGUAUUCGAAAUUGAAACAAAAAUAUAUUUUUUUUUAUUUGGUAUCACUUAAAGCCAUUCUUAGACAGUGGCCCCUACUUUUUAAAAAUAUGCAAUGACUUUCAACUGUAAUAACCAUAUUAAAAUUUAAUUAAUUGAGUGAAAAAAAUUUAAAACCUAAUUGAGAAAAGGACAACGUAGUCGUAAUUUUUCCGAGAUUUAGAUUUAAAAAAAUUACUUACAGUUUUUAUCAAUUACCCUAGCGGACCUAAUUUACCGCAAAUUUACCGUAUAUUGGGUCCGUUCGGGUAAGAGUUAAACGAAAUUUGUGAAAUAAAUUAUAGCCUAAAAUAUUCUAAAAUUCGAAUUGUAAAUCGACAUGAAGAUUUUACUGAAAUUUAUUAAACAAUUUUGUUUAACUCUCAAUUGAUAUCAACUUUGAGUAAUUUUUAAAAAUCUAUAUCUCAGCGAAAUUACGACUACAUUGUCCUUUUUCUAAUUAAUGCUUUAAUUUUUUUUUUCAAUUAAUUGAUAAAAUUUUGAUACACUUGUGACAGUUCGGCAGCUCAAUUUCAAAACACAGUAAGUGACAAAUUUUUCAAAAUCAAUUUUUUAGUAUUUUUAGUUCCAGUGGGGUCUUGUGGACAUGAUUCAAUUCAUACUUAAAAAAUUUUAUUUUUGUCAGUUAUUGUGUUUUGAAAUUGGACAGCAGAGUUGAAAAUCAUUGAAAAUUUUUAAAAAGUGGGGGCACUGUCUGUGAAUGGCAUUAAAUGAACAAAAUAAAUUAUAUGAAUGAUAACUUUAUCAAAAAAUCUAUGUCAGAUUGUAUGAGAAUAUAUACAGAAACAAACAUAUAAAUUUGAAUAGGAAUCCAUGUAGGAAAAUGCGGGUAUCUAUUCCUAUAUAUAAAUUUAUGCUGGAUUCCCACGUGGAUUUUUUUGAUAAGGAACUUUAAAUACACUAAUACAGCGGGAAACUGCCAAGUGAUUUAAUUGGUUAAAUAAAUAUUCAAACAGUAAUAAUAAGAAUUUAUUAUUGUAAUCAUUUAAUUGAAUUAAUUCAAUAAAUAAAUAAUUACCAUUAUUAUUAGAACGAAUAUAUUGUAGUAUAUCAGCAACUUGCACACAUAUUGUGAUUUAUGUAAAUUAUGAUAUUAGUUUGCCUUCUUAUUUUAAGUACAAUUUUAUAAUAAUUUUAUCUAUUAUAACUUUCUUAUGAAGCGACGAAAAAAUAAAAUUGGGAACAUGACAUCUUACAAAGCUAAAUUAAUAAAGUGAGAUGAAGAUUCAAACUUUAUUAUGCAUGUAACAGAUUUUUUAAAAUUAUAAAUAAUGGAAAGUGUAGAAUUAAUUUUGAUUUGUAUUCUGAUAUAAUUAGCAAUAAUUUAUCUUUGAGAAAUGAUCUGAAAAAUAAAUGAAUAUUUAAUUCUGGCUAAACAAACUUUAAAACAAGCAAAAAAUAAAAAUGUAUGAUAACUUGGCAACGAACGAUGAUAUAUUGCUCACCCUUCAUGUUGAACUUGGUACUCUAAAAAACUAAAUAAUUUACAAAAACAUAAUGAAAACAAAUUUAAACAAAUUAUCACAGAUAAUUAACCAAAGAUAUAUGUAUAUUGUAAAUUGCAUAAAAUUAGAAAACAUUAAUAUUAUUCUUAAAAUUUAUGAUCUUAUAUAAAAUGUAUAUUGCAAGAGAGAAAAAUUUUAUUAAUAAAUAAAAAUAUAUAUG